AUGAACUUCUAUCUAAUUGAUCAGUACUUAAGUACUGUUUUAGUUGACCUUCGUCAGUCGGCAACUAACAAAGCCUUUAUCGCUACUAUACCCGAUGGCGACUAUGAAGUUGUUCAUCCAUUCCAGAUUCGUGACAAAAAUGAGCGAAUGGGAAUUGAUACUCGUAAUUACUUUCUCAAAGCUGCCGAACAUUACCAACAUGUGACGAUUGUAAUUCGUAGCAAUGCUAUCGGUCGCAUUAAGUUGGUGUUAGAACGAAACAAUUUCAUAUUCCUAAACCAGACCAGCUUCCGUAAGUUGGAUUCAACUGGCGAGCGCGGCUUCUCGAAUCGUGUUGAAAAUUGCUAUUAUCAGGGCACGGUGGCAGGCGAUUCAUCAUCAUUCGUUGCUCUUUCGUCAUGCAAUGGAUUGAGAGGGAUAAUCGCAUUCUCAAAUGGAUCCACGUAUGGAGUAUGGCCCUUGGACGUUGGUGAUAGAGGACGGAGACAUCCACAUAUUCUAUACAAAACUGGCUGGUCGAAGGAUGCAAAAUGUGGCACAUCUUUAGCACCUAUUGAGCAUAUCAUACGCCGUAGGGUAAGUUGCUCAUUUGUCUAUAUGUCUUUGCACCGUCAACGACACAGGCGAGAUAUUUCAAAACAGACGAAAUAUGUUGAAUUGGCUGUCAUCGGAGACCAUGAAUAUGUUAAGCAGCAUGGGUACUCAGAGGACGACUCGUUGGCUUAUAUGCUUGAAGCAGUCAACAUUGCCGAUUUUAUGUUUUCACGUGAUUUGAAUGUACGAUUGUCGGUGGUCUAUUCUGAAGUUUGGCUGGAUGUGCAGAGGGUUGACCUCUUCGAGGACAUUGAAAGGACCUUAAGCGGUGUCGUCGAUUACUCAACUGGACAUAUUUACAAUAUCGGCAAGUUCCAUGUUGCUUAUCCAUGGUCGUUAUUAAUUACUAGGCCAUCGGUUUAG
Molecule: messenger RNA, 957 nt
Organism: Angiostrongylus costaricensis
Lineage: Eukaryota; Metazoa; Nematoda; Chromadorea; Rhabditida; Metastrongylidae
Source: the annotation of a GenBank genome assembly